GUCAAAUGAAUGGGACGUGUUUUGCUGGUAGUGGUACUUCUAAUGAGAAUAGAAAAAGGAAGGAUAGGUAGCACUUUACAGUAAGAAAAUUGGAUAGACCCUGCUGUUCUUAAGUGUAACAAAAACUUGAAAAGGGUGCCCUAGUCUUAUUACCUCACUGUUGCUAAGUGUUCGCUGAUCAUUUUUUAGAUCUUAGGUUGGCUGUUAAUGUUAUUGUAUUUGUAUUAACAAUAGUACUAUUAUUAUUAAUAUAUAUAUUAUAAUAUAGAAUUAGGGCUAACAGGCAUAUGUAAAAAGCAACUAUUACUACUAGUUGUCACUAUUACUAACUCCUAAGUGUUACUUGUUAAUAUUACUAUGACUAAUAGUAAUAUAUUCUGUUGUGAUGUUAGCUGUAAUUUGGUCUACAUUGAGAAGUUAAAGAAGUAUAUUUCAUUGAAAUAUGUAUAACUAUAACAGUAUAACUAUAAUAUAAGUCUAGUACUACUAAUACUAAUAUAGUUAUAGUAUGUAUGUCUACCAGUACCAGUUAAGGUGAAAUUAUUACUUUAUCAUUUAUGACCUGAUUUACCAAAACUGUAAAAUUGAUAAUUAAGUUUUAACAGUCUCGGUGUAAUUGUAAGGAAAGAAAGAUUCUGUGUGCAGACAUCAACAAUAUUGAUCAGUUGUAUUGUAACUAGUAAAGUUGUAGUAUUACUACUAAUAUUUAGUAAUAAUUUAUACUUCUUUAUAUUACUUGUCACUAGUAAGUGGUAAUAUUAAUAGAAUUUUAGAAGAAGCAAUCGUAAGGGGAACAUGCCAGGUGCCAACCACAAUAUAAAGACAGUAGUAAGUCGGCAGUUGAUUGGUGUAGUUUUAGUAGGUGAGACAUUUAAAACUAUUAAUACUUCUGCUGUUGGUGGUUCUUCAAACAUUUCAACCCUACCAUUAACAUCUUACAGAAGUUUAAACAAUCAGAACUUUAUUUCCACAUAUGAUGUUAUUGUAAAUAUUCUUGUAGAAAACACCUCUUGUACUAUUGAUAGUCUACGAACUCUCAUAUCAAAUUAUGCACCAAAUCUUCCCACAAACUAUUGUUUUUUAUCAAGAAAUGAUUGUGAGCUGUUAAAAACACAAGAACACUGUGUGAAAGUUUGUGAAAUUGUAGACAGCAUGAACCUUAUUCGAAUAAGACGACAAUUUAAUAAACCACGUAUUGGAGUUCUUGUAAGGGAAAAUAAUGUUAUUCAACCAGCUGGCUUUAUUUUUGUGGAUUUGAAUGUUAGUGUUUCAGAAGUAAGAAGAGAAAUUUUGGAACAAUUGGGUGGCAUUUGGAGUGAGGGUAAUGCUAACCACAACUUUAUUUUUCAAGAUAAAAAUAUGUGGCCAGUUACUACAAACCAGGAAAAUCAACUAGUGGGCUGGGAUAUCUACAAAGAAAAUUGUUUUACAGUUUCUACAAGGAUGAACAGAAAAGUAGAAAGAUCUGAUGAAAUUGAUGAUGUGGAUAACAAAAAUAGAAGUAAGAAAAGAAGGAAGAAUAACCAUGAUAGUGAGGUAAGAGAAGAGGAUGUAGUGGAAGCUCAUAGUAGUAUAAGCCUAAAUAGAAAUCUGAUCUAUCAACAGUCACAUUCAACUGAAGGCUCAAAACAUAUUUUAAUAAGCUAUGUACGAGCAGAGUCAGCUCACCAUGCAGUUGAUCUGAAACGACAACUUAAGGAUAUGGGUUUCAGUGUGUAUCUAGAUAUUGACGAGAUAUAUGGUGGGCACGACUGGCAGGAUGCACUUAAUGCAGCCGUGACUAAUUGUGAGAUUUUUAUUCCACUAAUAACACAACAGUAUGGACGAACACAGUGGACAAACAGAGAGGUAAAAUUAGCUGACCUGAUGGCUAAGGUCAUAAUUCCUGUUAAUUUUCUGGAUUAUUGGCCUCCAGAGUGUCUGGCUAUUCAGUUUUCUUCCGUGCAGUAUAUUCCAUGGAAAUCGUCUAAGGAUAUAGAAGAGGCUAAGAAGAAUGGUGAAGAAAAACGUGCUACAGACAUUCGUUUUUGGGACUUGCCAUAUGUUAAACAGGUGGCAGAGGCUAUUACUGAGAGAUGUAAAACUCUUAUAACCCAGAAUGAUACUGAUGCUAAAGAAGAACCAUCACUAAAGCCACAAUUACGAAGUUGUCCAAGUCUUGUAUCUGAAAAAUUUCCAGAAAUCAACCUUCCAAGAGAAGGAAAGCCACUGGUGGUGAUCAGUGUCCAUCCAAACCAGCAGGAUUUUGCUGAACAUCUUCGGCUUAUUCUUUAUAAGGUAGAUUGUGAAGUAUGGUGUUCUACAGAUAUUUUAAGACUUACUUGUUCAGGAGAUGAAGUUUCCAGUGCAACCAGUGGUUCUCCACAAACUCCUAGUACUCCAAUACUUGAGUCUUUACACACAUCUACAACAGAAGGCUUUAAUGAUGUGGUUACAAGUCAGUGUGAGAGCAGCAAUGAAUCUUUUAAGUUUUUCCAUUGGAAUAAGCGACCUUCAUUACAGUUUUCAUUUAGCACAGAAGGAGGUAUUAGCCUUUCUCAGGGCAGUGAUUAUUGCACUGAAGGGUCAACCUGCACUCUUUCAACUGUGUCCUUAGAUAGGAUGAAGUUAUUUCGUAAACAAGCUAAUGAGGCUGGAGUUGCAAUACUGAUUUUAUCGGAAGCAUACUGUAAUUCAAAAACUUCUUUGCAACAGGCUUUCUACUGUGAACUUAGAAAGCGGGUCAUUUUAGUUAAAUAUGAAGAUAUUCUGUUGUCAUCUUCACUUUCUGUUCUGUUUGAAAAUGAAAUGUUUGAUAGAAAUAAAGAAGCAUUUUCUGAAGACAUCAGAAAACAAGUAGAGAUAUCCCUUAAGUCGCCACUUUCCAAAGAACUAAGCUGUGAGGAAUCAAAUGUUCAGAAACUUGUGUUUGAAGCUGAGAAAAAGAUAGUGAAAAGAUUAUGUGUUUAUAUUUGUGGAAGCAGCAAAUUUUUUAACCCUAAAUCAGAAGCUAUCUGUCAUGCAAUCGGUAGUGAAUUGGCAUCACUUAGGUUUGUUUCACUUAUUAGUAACGGUUUUUAUGGUGUUGGAGAAGCAGUUAGUCGAAGUUUUUGUGAGGAGCGUGAACUUUUGCAAGAAAAGCCUCAAUUGCUUUACCAUAUUCUGCCACUUCAAGAUUCUGAAGAUCUUUCAAAGAAAACUCGACAAAACAGAGAAUAUAAAACGUUUUAUAAAGUACCUUAUGGACAAACUAUUUUCAUUGGAAAUAGUAUGAAACAACGCAAUUCCGUGAUAGCCAGGCUUAUAGAUAUCUGUAUAUUAGUUGAAGGGGGACCAAGGACUGUCCAGGAAAUAGAAGAAUUGAUGUGGAAUGACCAUGUGGUCAUUCCAGUCAUGUGUACUGGGGGUGCAGCUGCAGGUCAGUUUAAUGCUCCUACACGUAUGACUGAAGUACCACCAGGGGUCUCUGAAGGUGACUGGAUUACACUUACCAGAACUGAUGUAACAGCAGAAGAUAUUGCUCAAGCUGUUAAAAGAGUUGUGUGUAGUCUAAAGCGAAAGAAAUGCAGAGAUUUAAGAAUGAAGAAAUUGGCAAAGGGAAAACAGAAACUACAAAAAAAGAAAUUAUGAAUAUUAAAAACAAGAAGUUAAAUUAUUAAUGUAACAACACAUGUAUGCAUUUAGUGUUUGCAUGUUUUGCUUUAAAAAAUAUGUUUUAAAUUGAUCAAGUGAAUAUAAUAUAUAAUAUACAU
Molecule: messenger RNA, 3731 nt
Organism: Limulus polyphemus (Atlantic horseshoe crab)
Lineage: Eukaryota; Metazoa; Arthropoda; Merostomata; Xiphosura; Limulidae
Exons: 2
Coding region: 796-3609 (937 amino acids)
Biological process (GO): signal transduction
Source: RefSeq, a predicted model, not a curated record